Messenger RNA from Leptopilina heterotoma, 2237 nucleotides. Its product is annotated as protein PFC0760c-like. The record is from RefSeq and is a predicted model, not a curated record. Lineage: Eukaryota; Metazoa; Arthropoda; Insecta; Hymenoptera; Figitidae. Bases 176 to 1966 code for a protein of 596 amino acids. The transcript is spliced from 6 exons.
ACGGAACCUCCAGUUGGACAUUGACCUUGCUAACAUUAAGGCGUUAGAUAGUAACAUACAUUAUUAGUAUCAUUUUUAAAUUUAUAAGUAACAUUUGAAACAAUAAUUUUUAAAAAGAAAAAACCAUCAUUUCAUAAUUAUUGUAAUCUUAAUACAUUGAACAUAUUUCAAAAGGAUGAAACUAUCAUCAAUUUUAGAACUACUAAUAAUACUUCUUCUCAUCGCAUUUGCUGCUUACGCGAGAGUAAUAGAUCAUGAAAUUUCGGCAAACGGAAGAAUAAACAAUCAAUUGCAAAAUACUUUAGGAGUACCAUUAUCAUCUAUUAAACAAGCAACUGACAGUGUUAACAAAUAUUGUGUUUGCAAUGAAAAGAUUUGUAACUGUUGCAAAGAUUUUCAUAUUCCUCUUGUUGGAGUGAAUGGACCAGGUUGUGCGUCUUUGCAGUAUCUUCGAGAUGACAAUUUAGCAAUUCAAUUAAGCUUUGGUGAAAAUAUAUUAACAAAUACAAUAGUGAAUGGCAAAAAUCCAAAACCAGUUUGUGUUUUGAUGCCAGGAGGGUUUUCAAAAUUUUGCGGAAGAAUAUACUCUAUCAAAAGAGAAAAUGAUCGCUACUUUAAAGCAUGUCUUGGUUUGGAAUUACAAUCGGCUGCAGAUCUUGAGGCUAGUUUACGUGUCAGUUGUUUCAGAUUUGGUCCUGAUGGUUUAAAACUUCGUCCAGCUGAACCUCUUCCAACGGUAAUAACUGAUACGGUUAACAACAAUAAAGAUGAUGAUGAAGAUGAUGAUAUUUUUGGCUUAGGAAAUUAUGAAAACGACGACGAUGAUGAUGUCGAUGAAGAUGAUGAAGAUGACGAGGAUGACGAUGAUGAUGAUGAUGAUGAUAAAAAAGAUGUCAAUGAAAGUAAUAAUGUCGAAAAUUUAAAUGGUCAAGAAAUUAAACCAGUACUGUUAACAAUACCAUCAAAUGAGGACGACUCUGUUAAUGAUGAUGAGGAUGAUGAUGAAGACGAUGACUUAUUAGGUUUUAGUGCUUUAUUUGAUAUUUUCUCUAGUGAUAGUGAGAGUCCGAUAAAGAAAACAAAAGUUAGUACUUCAACUUUAUCUACACCAACAUUUACAAUUCCAUUUUUAACAGCAAAUACUCCUCAGUCAGCAUCUAAUUUACUUUUAGGAGUUGAAUUGCAAUCAUCGACUGCAAUUGUCUCCAACAGUAAUUCUGAUAUAGAUGUUAGUGAUGUUACUUUUAGACCAAAUACAUUUUACACAGAUAAUAAUUUUAAAAAUGAUACAUCAGUGGAUGUACAAAUAUAUAUGACAAAUAACACACAAGGUAAUAAUUUACACAGAAUAAAUUGUGAAAUAAUGUGGGAUAAUGAAAACAUAGACAUUGGGGUCAAUUUAAAUAAUAAAAUGUGUUUAAAUACAAAUAAAGAAAAUAUUAACAUUGAUAAGAAUGCUUUCAAUGCAACUUAUAUACCAAGGCCAAUAGUUAGUGUUUUAUCAGGAAAUAGAAAGAAAAACGAAAAGGACAGUUUAAAAAAUGAUAAACACAGAAAUAAAUUUCAUAAUGAAAACCCCACUCCUCCAGCAACAAGUAUUGAUAAUAAUCAUAGUGGUGUACUACAGGAAGAACUAAAUGAUUAUGAUAAUCAUAAAAAUGACAACGACAGUAAUGAAAAUGAAGAUUAUGAAGACGAUGACAGUGAUAAUGCUGAGGAUCAUAAUGAUGUUGAUAAUGAUGAAGAUAUUGAUAAUGUUAAUGAUGAAGAUGAUGAUAAUGAUGAUGAUGACAAUGAUGAUGAUGAUGAUGAUGAGGAAGUUGAAGAUGAUGUUGAAGAUGAUGUUGACGUUGAUAAUAAUAAUCAUAAACUUGAUUAUGAUGUUCAUGGUGAUUCUGAUGUUAAUAGUGAUGGCGAUAUUGCUGAUAUUUAUAAUGAUGGUAAAGAUGACAAUGACCAAUUUUAACAACAUUGGUAUAAUACUUUUAAUUUAGUUUUUAAAACCAUAAAAGACAAUUGACUUGAUCAAAAUAUACAAUAUUAAAAAUCAAACCUUUUAAAUUUCACAAGGCACACAAUCUACGGAAUUUAAAAAAAUGUAUUUAAUCGUCUCUAAUGAUUUACUUAAUGUGCCUGUAGCUAAAAUAUUAUUUUCAAUUGUGAUCAAUUACGCGCCUUUAAUAGCGAAUAUUUAUGUUUUGUUCAUUGUAAGCGGUUAACUUAAAAAAAAUAUUUAU